AUGCGCCGCAUAAUCUCACGGGCGUAUUCAGGCGUGCGUGUCGCCCGCUUUGCAUGUGCGGAGCGGGGUGAAGUCUGCUGGGGCGUGUUGCCUGAGGGCGCGAAUGCUGCGGAGAUGGGAAUGAGCCUCCAGGUUGCAGCGCCCGAGGCGGUGGCGCACGGCCGGCUGGAGCCUGCUGGUACGCGGACAGUGCAGAAGACCUUGGUGCCUCUGCCGCAGCAGGUCCCGCCCGCUGUCGUUGCGGUCGGCCUCAACUACCGCGCCCACGCGGCGGAGGUGGGCAAGGAGGCCCCAAGAUUCCCUAUCAUUCUGCACGUGAAUCCUGCGAGUGUCUGCGGUGGCGGUCCUGCUCACCCCAUCGUGUGCCCGCCCAUCGUGAGCCGCGAUCCUCCGGAGCUGGACUAUGAGGCGGAGCCUCCACCUUGCACGGACGUCGCGCCCGCCGAGGCGCUUUCUUUUCUGUGCGGGCUGACUGUGAGUAACGACGUCUCUGCGCGCCGUUGGCAAGGCAGAAAGGGUGGGGGGCAGUGGAGCCGCGCGAAGAGCUUUGACAGCUUUAAGCCAGUCGGGCCGGCGCUACUGCUGGCGGCCGAGGGCGGCGCGGCAAAACGCUCGUUUUCAAUCAGCUCGCGCGUGAACGGAGUGACCAUGCAGGACUCGUCGACCUCAGACCUCAUCUUUGGCGCCGCCGAGUUGAUCUCGUUUUGCUCACAGGGGACGACCCUCCUCCCGGGCACAAUCAUCCUAACGGGGACGCCAGCCGGGGUCGGAUACUCACGCUCGCCGCCCGUGUGGCUCAAGCAUGGCGACGAGGUGGAGUGCACGGUGGAGGGGAUCGGCACGCUGCGCAAUUCGCGUUUUGGUUUUGACCCAAAUCGGCCGAACUUUUAG
Molecule: messenger RNA, 891 nt
Organism: Emiliania huxleyi CCMP1516
Lineage: Eukaryota; Haptophyta; Isochrysidales; Noelaerhabdaceae
Product: fumarylacetoacetate hydrolase
Exons: 3
Coding region: 1-891 (296 amino acids)
Molecular function (GO): catalytic activity
Source: RefSeq, a predicted model, not a curated record